Geosmithia morbida is the source of this 369-nucleotide messenger RNA. Its product is annotated as Protein of unknown function (DUF952). Bases 1 to 369 code for a protein of 122 amino acids. Lineage: Eukaryota; Fungi; Ascomycota; Sordariomycetes; Hypocreales; Bionectriaceae. The transcript has 2 exons. The record is from RefSeq and is a predicted model, not a curated record.
AUGUCGGCCGAAGACCCCCCCAAAUUCCUCUACAAGAUCCUCCCUGGUUCUCCCCCACAUCCUCUCCCAUUGGAAUUGCCCCUCUCUGAACUCGACCAGAAAGACGGCUUCAUCCAUCUCAGCACAUCAACACAGAUCCCCGGCACAUGCGACCUCUUCUUCGGCCACACAACAGACCUAUGGGUCCUCAAGAUUGUCUUCUCGAAGAUCGAAACGUCCAUCAAGUGGGAGGGCGAUGGGGAGAUCAAGUUCCCCCACCUGUACGGACGCAACUUUGGCCUUGACGAGGUCGUGUCUUCGCAUAACAUUGUCAGGAACGGUACUCAGAAGUGGAGUGACAAUAUCAAAGGCUCGGCAUGGCUCGAGUAA